This is a messenger RNA of Lachancea lanzarotensis, 228 nucleotides long. Its product is annotated as LALA0S10e02432g1_1. Lineage: Eukaryota; Fungi; Ascomycota; Saccharomycetes; Saccharomycetales; Saccharomycetaceae. The record is from RefSeq and is a predicted model, not a curated record. The coding region runs from base 1 to 228 and encodes 75 amino acids. The transcript has a single exon.
AUGGGUAAAGCAGCCAGUAACACAUCUCACGCCAUUCAAGCCGGUAACAAAGCUAUCAUCAUCUCUCCUUGGCAACACAAGGUCAUCGAGGUGACCCCAUUGAACAAAUUCGGCGGCCAGUGCAGUUUCAACGGUAUUAUGAACGGAGAAGUUUCGUUGAACGAUCGCUACUUGCACCAAGUUGCUAUUGUCGAGAACGGUGAGUUUGUCGGCUUGAGAGACGAAUAA